AUGGAGCCGGGAGAGGAGCAGCCCGCGGAGGGCGGAUCCCCCGCCGGCUUCCCCGAGCUGGAGCGGCUGAAGGCGGGCGCCGCCGAGUGCAUCGACGGCGCGGCUGCGCGUCUGGGCGCCCUGAGCCAGGCGAUCUGGAGCCAGCCCGAGCUGGCGUACGAGGAGCACCACGCCCACCGGGUGCUCACGAGCUUCUUCGAGCAGGAGCCGCCGGCCGCCUCGUGGGCCGUGCGGCCGCACUACCUGCUGCCCACCGCCUUCCGCGCCGAGUGGGAGGCGCCGGCGGCCCGCGCGGCCCCGCACCCGCUGCGGCUGGGCUUCCUGUGCGAGUACGACGCGCUGCCCGGCCUCGGCCACGCCUGCGGACACAAUCUGAUCGCCGAGGUGGGCGCGGCGGCCGCGCUGGGCGUCAAGGGGGCCCUGGAGGCCGGCCCGGGGCCGGCCCCGCCCGUGAAGGUAAUUGUCUUGGGAACCCCUGCAGAAGAAGAUGGUGGUGGCAAAAUUGAUUUAAUUGAAGCAGGGGCUUUUAAAAAUCUUGAUGUUGUUUUUAUGGCUCACCCAUCCCAAGAGAAUGCGGCUUACCUACCUGAUGUGGCUGAACAUGAUGUGACGGUGAAAUUCUAUGGAAAAACAGCCCAUGCUGCUGCUUAUCCCUGGGAAGGAGUGAAUGCCUUAGACGCUGCAGUUCUUGCCUACAACAAUAUAUCUGCACUGAGACAGCAGAUGAAGCCAACCUGGCGGGCUCAUGGUAUAAUAAAAAAUGGUGGAGUAAAGCCUAAUAUCAUUCCCUCUUAUACGGAAUUAAUGUAUUACUUCCGUGCCCCCUCAAUGAGAGAACUUCCAGUUCUGACCAAAAAAGCAGAAGAUUGCUUCAGAGCUGCAGCUUUGGCCACAGGGUGCACGGUAGAAAUUAAAGGUGAAGCACAUGAUUAUUACAAUGUUCUUCCCAACAAGAGCCUUUGGAAAGCCUACAUGGAAAAUGGAGAAAAGCUCGGAAUAGAUUUCAUUUCAGAAGAGGCAAUGUUGAAUGGUCCUUCAGGAUCUACUGAUUUUGGAAACGUCAGUUUUGUAGUUCCUGGGAUUCAUCCUUAUUUCUCCAUUGGAUCUAGUGCCUUAAAUCACACAGAGCAGUACACUGCAGCUGCAGGAUCGCAGGAAGCCCAGUUCUACACUUUGCGCACAGCCAAGGCCCUGGCAAUGACUGCAUUGGAUGUUAUUUUUAAACCAGCAUUACUGGAGAGAAUCCGAGAAGACUUUAAAUUGAAACUUCAAGAAGAGAACUUCUUAACCACAGUGGACUGACGAAAGAUUUAGGAACUGCUUCUGGAUUAAGUCACAAACCUUUUUGUCCCUCUCAUUUUUUUUUUUAAAUGAAAGAGGAGGGCAUGUGUGUUCUUUUGUCCUAAAGGAUCCAGAUACUUCACUCUGAGAAGUAACGGCAGGGUGUGGGGAAAGCACAUGACCUCAUAGACAAAACGAAAUUUUCACAAAUCUCAUUUUGUUGGAGUUGCAAUAAUUCAGAUCAAGCUUAUGAUGGAUUUCUUCUUACCCCCUCUUUCCUCCUGUGCCAGGAAUUGAACUCAGGGCAUAUGCUGGUAUUUCUUAACCUGUGGAUGCAUGGUUCAUUAUCAUAGUGAUGAUAUUUCAUAAAUCCAUGUUUGUAUUUCAAAAGAGUCACGCCUUAUAUUUCAAGCCUUAUAUUCAGAAUUGACACAUGGAAAAAUACUUUGGCACUGGUGGCAAAAUGGUUCUGUGGUUUUAAGAUUUGUGUUUUGAUUUAGUCCUGAUGUUAGGGAAAUUUUAUUUUAAUUACCCGGCUAUUUCUAUAUUGGUCUAGAGCAGCUUUUCUUAACCUUUCAUCCGUGGACAGGACCCGGCCUACUAGGUCCACGGAUCCAGUACACUGUGGACCUGUGGUUGAAGCCCACUGGUCUAGAGGAUCAUAAAAGUAGGUUUUGGGGUUUUUUGUUUUUUUUAAAUCAUACAAGUAGUUUUUCUCUAAAUCAUAAAAGUAGGCUUUUUUUUAUACCUGUGGACAGGAUUUUACCUGUUGACCGACACACAGAUCUGGUUAUAAUGUGAAUCAGUGGAUGAAGCUCACUGGUUUUGAGAAUCAUAAAAGGAGUUGUUUGGUUUGGUUUGGUUUAGUGUGUGUGUGUGUGUAUGUGUGUGUGUAUGGGUGGGGAGGGAGGGGGUUAGAUAUCCAAAUUGCUGUAGAAAACUCAAAACUCAAAUGUAAAAAAAUACUUUAGUUUUAAUAUUUGAAGGAGUAUGAACAUGUAUUUUUUUUUAAAAAAAAGACAUGUUUUUUAACAUUUGAAGGAGUGUGAAAGUGUUCUUUAAAAAAAUAAAAUUAGGUGCCCUUCCCACCCUGCGGAGGCCGAGAGUUGCCCCCCAUGAGCGGCUCUCUGGCAAGGCCAUGGCCGCAGAGGCACAUGAACCUAAUUUGGAGCCCAGGAGCCCAGCAGCUUUCGGCAGAAAUGUGAAUGGACUAGCAUUGAACUAUGGCGCUUAUGCCCCUCCUCCCCCCAGGGAAAGGGUGUCUGUCUCUUCCACCUCCCCCCACCCCCCACCUAGCACGGUGGCCGCUGCCUCAGAGCUUAUUGGACAGCCAGGUAUGAGCCGGUGGUGAUGGGGCAACUGCAGCCUCAUGGGAUGGGGAGCAGAACUGGCACGACCUGCCCCACCCUGCUGAGGCUGAGAAUUGCCCCCCACGAGCGGCUCUCCGGCAAGGCCAAGGCCCCAGAGGCACACAAACCAGUCUCAUAACUAUGCGGCUUUUGGCAGAAAUCCCUCCAGACUUAAUUAGUAAAAUGUCAGAAAUCCAAAAUCAUAUGAUCUUCAUAACCAGCAAUAAAAAGCAAAUUAUUUCACAAUGCCUUUCAACAGGUCUGAUUGUUGGGGGGAAAUUCCAGAUAAUGUGUAUCUUUUGUCGAAAUAAUGUAAUCAAAGUAGAGAGAGAGUUAAGUGGAAAUCAUCUGCCUCACAGGCAU
Messenger RNA from Sorex fumeus (smoky shrew), 2993 nucleotides. RefSeq names its product peptidase M20 domain containing 2 (gene PM20D2). Bases 1 to 1302 code for a protein of 433 amino acids. The record is from RefSeq and is a predicted model, not a curated record. Gene Ontology annotation, molecular function: dipeptidase activity. Lineage: Eukaryota; Metazoa; Chordata; Mammalia; Eulipotyphla; Soricidae. The transcript has 7 exons.